AAAAGGUACAACAGGUUACCAAGGGCCGACUGGUGCAACUGGUAGAACGGGUAACACAGGUCCACAGGGGCAAAAAGGUCAAAAGGGUGAACCAGGGAACACUGCAGACAGUUGCCAAUGGACACCUUGGUCGCCAUGGAGUAUUGGUCGUUGUUCUAGAACUUGUGGUAAUAGAACACGCCUGGAUACAAGAACGAGAAGAUACACUCAUUGUGUAUCUGGUGCAGCUACAGAAAGACGUACCAUGGCGUGUUUUAUAAAACCAUGUACGUACUGUGAGUGGAGCAAUUGGGGACCUUGGGUUAUUUUCGAACGAUGUAAUCCUAUCAGCUGUCAUAAGCCUGCACAUAGAGAACGUAUUGAACUAUCCAAAACGUCUGGCAGCUCAACUAAAUGCGCAGGUUCUUCGAUUGAAACUAAGGGUGUUAAUUGUGAUGAUUCUAGGUACUGUUACAAAAAAUAGAAUUGUAUUAACCAUUAUGGUUUUGACAAAGUAAAAAAUACACGAUAUAUCAAUUAG
Messenger RNA from Owenia fusiformis, 520 nucleotides. Lineage: Eukaryota; Metazoa; Annelida; Polychaeta; Sabellida; Oweniidae. The record is from the annotation of a GenBank genome assembly.